AUGUCACGACACAGGUUCGUGCGCAACAUAGAUGUACGCGAAGAGUUAGUGGAUGAUGCAUUAUCGGACGGUGGAGAAGACGAGCUGGACACGGCGGACUAUGAUCGAAUGAUGGACGGACUUGAGCAAGUUAGAGCGACUUUAGGAUCUGAAGAAGAAACCGGAGUCAACGACAGAGAUAUCAAGGAUACCCUGUACUAUUACCACUUUGACGUACGGCGGAGCAUAGACUGGCUGUUGGAGGAACAAGGGCGAAAGAAUGCCGCAAUGGAACGAAAAGACCCAGGGGAGAAACCGCUGCCACUGUUACCCGAAGAUAACAGUAACUCCGCCGUUCAAUACGUCACAAUGAUUGGUCCGAGUCAAGUAUCGGGCGGCUCAGGAAGGACAAACAUUCCUCUGAUUAGGUUGGCUCAGAGCCAGGAUGAGGAACUGUACGAAUCAUCAGAGCCUUCUAUCCUUCAGAGACAUCGCCUAUCUACCAUCACGGAACGUACAGAACGCACGGAGGAUGUCGGACAUCGGACUCCUGUGCGUCGGGAUUUCACCAGUCUACCUCAGGCGGGUUCCUCCUUGAGCGUGACGACUGAUUAUGGGGAAAUCAUCGAGCCUAGACGGUUGAACCCCAAUGAUGUCCUUCCAUCUCCCACAACCUCAGCUCUCCAGCGGUUAUCCUUUCACGAGUCAGCCCCAUCUGCCAGUCCGACGCAGUCUCGUACACCGUCCUUAAUGUCACCUAUACGCUCACCAGUUCCUCCGCUACCGCAGCAUGAGCCAAUCACCAAUAUCACAGAUUCUGGGAUUGGUCUCUAUCCUGAACACGACGCUAUCUCUCAUCCUCAGCUCAUGAAUGAUGAGGCACCGACGCCGGUGCCAGCCAGAAGUGAGAAGAAGUCAAAACUAUCCACUUUGGCGAGUUCGCGGUCAAGUGUGAGUGCGAGCAGCAGAAGUUCAAGGUCAUCUGCUUCGGACUUGGAGUCUGUAGUAACUUACCCGAAGCUGAGACCUUCUUCUGGCUCUUUUCUGUCGCUCGUUGAAGGAACAGCGCUCGACUUGGAGACCGUCGACCGAGCAGCAGUAGCACCAGAGCCUGAUGAUGUGCCAGGAUCGCCGUUUUCUCCUGCUUCCACCAUUCGUCCACAGCGGUCCACUGUUGCUGCUCGACCGACGGCAACCUUGUCUCAAGUGUCACCCGAUGACAUUGCUGGACCUGUUACCACUGUGGUGCGGUCCUCCGAAGCACCCGGAGGUCUUGCGCGUCCGCCUUCGAAGCUGGCAGCACUGGCGCAAGCGAAAGCACAGCAAGGGCAUUGGAUGCCGAAACCGAAGAAGCCCCCCACAGAGCCACUACUUCCCCUCCACAAACCUCAUACCGAGUAUCUCACGCCAAUCGCUAAUGGUUCGAGCAUGACUACAGCUAUUACUACGACUUACCAGACCCUUGGUAGUCUUAUGUCCCCUGCCGAAACAAUCAUUCCGCUGUCCUUCCCUCCAUCGUCCUUUCCAGUUCACCUCCCAGCCAAUUCAUCCUCGAGAAGCGAACAUGCAGCAGCAGAGCCGAGACAAUCGAAGUUGGCGAUAAAAAGCCGGAAGGCUUUACAAAAGCACGAACCCGAGCCUCCUUCACAAGAAUCUCGCCCUUCAGCUGAAUCACCGUUGUUCUCGUCUAAAGCCACUCGCUCCUGUGCGUCACCAUCAGCCUUCGCCUCCUUACUCCUCGAUGAUGAUCCACUGUUGCCCCACGAAGACAACGCACAUUUGUCCAAGAGCAAUGAUCAUAAAGACGACAGCAAAGGCGCACGCAAGCACAGAGGUCGUGGAUAUCGCUUUCAGAAUCCGUCCGACAGACAUAGAAACACCACCCACGGAGAGCGUGGCGUUCCUGUACCUCCUCUAUCACCGCUGAGCGGCUUCGCUUUUGAUAUUCCCAGUCCCGAUGACUUGGUUUCCAAUGCUCGUCGAGGAACAUCGCUAGCUGCACCCUCUGUCUCUUCUUCGCAAUAUCCGCAUUCAACGCCUUCUCUUGGCUCCUCUUCGCUUCCUGCAAAAGAACGGGAGAAGGCAUCCAAGUUGGCACAGUCCAAAAAGUCUCCUCAACCGAAAUUUGGAUUGGCGCCUUCUGCAUCAACGUCUAGAAAUGUCUCCCCUGCACCCGCGAAGACAACAAGGAAGCAGGCUGAUCACAAGGAUAUCAUCCGAGGAGGGAGCAGUAAUACGCCCUCUCAACAACAGAUUGAUCUUUCUGCGCUCAACCUGACCUCAGAAGUGGACACUCUUCCGCCGGAAGAAGACCCGCCGCCUAAGCCGACGAUUGCGAUGGACAAGCUCUUGGAACAAGCCAGAAAAGAACUUGAGGUCGAAGAAAAGAGCCAGAAGAAGGCCCUCAGUCUGGUCGUGAUCGGUCAUGUCGAUGCCGGAAAAUCUACCUUGAUGGGGAGAUUGCUGUAUGAGCUUGGAAGAAUGGAUGAAAAGAAACGUGCUGCCAACGAGCGGGGCAGUAGUAAGAUGGGCAAGAGUAGCUUCAGCUGGGCUUGGGAGCUGGAUGGCACUCUUGAAGAACGCGAGCGUGGGAUCACAAUGGACGUUGCGCUGCAGUCACUCAGCACCGUCCACCGAGAAAUCACGAUCCUCGAUGCCCCUGGUCACAAAGACUUCGUUCCCAACAUGAUAUCUGGCGCUUCACAAGCAGAUUCCGCACUUCUGGUUGUAGAUGCUGGGACUGGGGAGUUUGAAGCUGGUUUUGAUAGAGGUGGUCAAACUCGAGAACAUCUGCUCCUCGUCAGGAGUCUCGGUGUUGGUCAAGUCAUAGUUGCUAUCAACAAACUGGACCAGGUUGAGUGGUCACGAGCACGUUACGAAGAGAUAUGCAGUGCCAUGCGACCAUUCCUCGUCCAGUCCGGGUUUCAUCCUACAAAGACAAAAUUUGUCCCAGUCGGAGCAGUGGCUGGGAUCAACUUGACCGACCGCGAAGGCACAGCAGCACUGGCACUCAGUGAGUGGUACAAAGGGCCUACGUUGGUUGAUCUCCUAGAUGAUCUGGAUACGCCUACCCGUGAUAUCACAUCCCCUUUACGAUUUCCGAUCUCAAACGUCUACAAAGAACAAGGAUCAGGUCUCGCGGUUUCUGGCCGAGUCUGUGGAGGUAUCGUUCAAGUUGGUGAACGUCUGCGCAUCUUACCUGGGGACGAGUCGGCCACGGUCAAAUCGAUUGAAAGUUACGAGAAGACGGUGCCAUGGGCAAUAGCUGGUUCCAACGUCGUCCUGUAUCUAACUGCUGUCGAUCCCGUGCAUCUGGCAAUAGGAAGCGUGCUUUGCCGUCCAACAGAUCUCGUACCAUUAGCCACGGUCUUCACAGCACGGGUGAUGGUUUUCGACAUUCAAGUGCCCAUAACUGCAGGUGCAUCGGUUGAGCUUUAUCACCAUUCCCGUGACGUUCCUGCGUCGAUCUCAAAGCUAGUGUCAGUACUGGAUAGGGCCUCAGGCGUUGUAGUCAAGAAGAAUCCGCGUGUAUUGACAAAGAACACCUCGGCAGAAGUGCAAAUAACUCUUCGCACGGCAUCAUUGUCAGGUCCAUCAGCUAAAACACAACCUGUUCCCCUGGAGCCGUUUGCCGUGAACAAAGAGAUGGGUAGAAUACUGAUCAGGCGUAGUGGAGAAACCAUUGGUGCUGGUAUCGUCCUGAGCAUUGAAUAUUGA
Sparassis crispa is the source of this 3696-nucleotide messenger RNA. Its product is annotated as HBS1-like protein. Lineage: Eukaryota; Fungi; Basidiomycota; Agaricomycetes; Polyporales; Sparassidaceae. The transcript is spliced from 17 exons. Bases 1 to 3696 code for a protein of 1231 amino acids. Gene Ontology annotation, biological process: translation. Gene Ontology annotation, molecular function: GTPase activity; GTP binding. The record is from RefSeq and is a predicted model, not a curated record.